GGGGCGGGGCGGGGCGGUGACGUGUCCCUCGCGCUCGCGCGCGCGCGCGCGGCGGCGCGGUGACGUCGGCGCGGCGGCGCGGCGCGCGGCGGCGGCGGCCGGCCCCCCGGCAAGAUGGCGUCGCUGCUGCAGUCGGAGCGGGUGCUGUACCUGGUGCGCGGCGAGAAGGAGCUGCGGGCGCCGCUGCCGCAGCUGUACUUCUGCCGCUACUGCAGCGAGCUCCGCUCCCUCGAGUGCGUCUCGCACGAGGUGGACUCGCACUACUGCCCCAGCUGCCUGGAAAACAUGCCCUCGGCCGAAGCCAAGCUGAAAAAGAAUAGGUGUGCCAACUGCUUUGACUGCCCCUGCUGCAUGCACACCCUUUCUACCCGGGCCACCAGUAUUCCUGCUCCGCUCCCCGAUGACCCAGCCAAAACUACAAUGAAGAAAGCGUAUUACCUGGCCUGUGGCUUUUGCCGCUGGACUUCCCGGGAUGUGGGCAUGGCAGAUAAGUCUGUUGCUAGUGGUGGCUGGCAGGAACCGGAGAAUCCCCACACGCAGAGGAUUAACAAGCUGGUGGAGUACUACCAGCAGCUGGCUCAGAAGGAGAAGAUCGAGCGGGACCGCAAGAAGCUGGUGCGACGCCGAAACUACAUGCCGCUGGCCUUCUCGGACAAAUAUGGCCUGGGAACCAGGCUUCAACGCCAGAGGCCCGGCGCUCCGAUCAGCGCUCUCGCUGGACUCUCUCUGAAAGAAGGAGAAGACCAAAAGGAGAUCAAGAUUGAGCCAGCUGAUGCAGUGGAAGAAGUGGAACCUCUUCCUGAGGAUUACUACACCAGACCAAUCAAUCUGACAGAGGUGACGACCCUGCAUCAGCGUUUGCUGCAGCCCGAUUUCCAGCCGAUCUGUGCUUCCCAGCUCUACCCACGUCACAAGCAUCUCCUGAUCAAACGUUCGCUGCGCUGUCGGAAAUGUGAGCAUAACCUGAGCAAACCAGAAUUCAAUCCAACGUCUAUCAAAUUCAAGAUCCAGCUGGUUGCUGUGAACUAUAUCCCUGAAGUGAGAAUCAUGUCCAUUCCCAACCUGCGCUACAUGAAGGAAAGCCAAGUUCUUCUGACUUUGACCAAUCCGGUGGAGAACAUCACGCACGUCACCCUGCUGGAGUGUGAGGAGGGAGACCCGGACAACAUCAACAGCACUGCCAAGGUGGCAGUUCCUCCCAAGGAGCUUAUUCUGGCUGGCAAGGAUGCUGCAGCAGAGUAUGAUGAGCUGGCAGAGCCUCAAGACUUCCAGGAUGACCCUGACAUUAUUGCCUUCAGAAAAGCCAACAAGGUAGGAGUUUUCAUCAAGGUCACCCCACAGAAAGAGGAGGGCGAAGUGACCGUGAGCUUUAAGAUGAAGCACGAGUUUAAAAACCUUGCUGCUCCGAUCCGGCCCAGCGAGGAAGGCGAUCAGAUCUCCGAGGUCAUCUGGCUCACCCACCACGUCGAGCUCAGCCUCGGUCCAGUGCUCCCGUAAAAGCUCCCGACUGGUGUCCCAGUGGCUGGCCGCAGGACGGACUGUCAGUGAACGAGUGCACCCUGGUGAAACCUUCCGUCAGCGCUCCUUUGUGACGUGGGGGUGUGCGCCGCGCGCCCCAGCCAGGCCGCGAGGAGGAGGCUGCGGGGUGGGGGUGCUGUGCUUCGGGAUGAUUUGUUCUCUUCUUAUCGUAGUGCCCACUAACUAACGCUCUGCUUCCCUACGCUGCCACAGGCUAGUUUAACUCGCAGCACGUGUUUCAGCACACAGAAAGAGCUAGCUUUCUCCAGAUUCGCACUACUCCUGGCUGAAUUUGGCUUUGUCAACAAAAAAAAAGAACCCGUAUUGUUUUAUUCUUCGUGCCAGCCCACAAACCUAGUGUUACGUACUUGAUAGUGAAUGUCUCACCUCACACAGAAUUGUGCCCUUCUCGAACAAACAUGUUAGGAGGUGGCAAGGUCUGCUGCGUUUUGGCAAGGCUGUUGCCAGCAGCAUGCUGCUUUCUUUUCUUUUUCCGCUUCCUAGUAGGAUACCUCAAGUAACCGUGGAGCACUCGGACGUGAAGCCCUUCUGUUUUUGUGAAAAGACUCUGGCAUAUGUAGCUUCCUUAGCCAGGGUGAUACAUCUUUUCACAGAGGAGAUGAUCAGUUUGCCCUUAAACUCAAAAUGUAGUAUACUGUAGUGUUCGUGGAUUUGAGUGGUGACCAACUGCGCUGUAAGCCCGUUGUGUUGCAAGCUGGGUGUGGUAGCAUGAUAGAUUAUUACAAGCUGGGAAAGCAGAUCCUGCUGCGUCUCUUUGCUGAGGCAGUAGCGGUCCUGAGAGGCUGCCUGGCGGUCGUGGUGUUAAUAGAUGUGUGUUAAAAGAGGUAGCAAGUGAAGAGUACUAAAUGUGGACGGUUAAAGUUAGGUCCGGUGUACAAAAAGGAACUGCGGAGGUUGUCCAAGUUCGUGCUUUGUCUUUUUCCAGUUGGGGGGGGGGUGUAAAGGAGGAAGGACCAUUGUACUGUGGCUAGCGCACACUGCACCGCUGGGAAAAGAUCAUUUGUCUGCGGCGGAACUUGGCUGCAGUCCCUGCUGCAAACAGUAAUUAAGAGCAGCGUAUCCAGGAUACUGAGCAGCAGCUAGCUGCAGCAGCGCAGUGCAGGUGGGUGAGAGCGCUCCUCCUCGGGAGCCUCCAGUUUCAGUCCCAGUUGAGAUGGUUACCUUCGCGACCCUUUUCUGAUGGGCUUUGACGUGGUGGCUGGGGGGGAAAGGGGUGCCUGUCAGCCAGCUACAGCUUAGCUGCUCAAAAGACGCUCGUGACGUGGCUCUGCCAGCCUGGGGUUUCGCAUCCCCUGUGCGGGAGGGAGGAAUGACGCUGCGUCCCCCCCAAAGCGAGAGCUCUGCCUUGGCGGGCAGCGCGCCUUACAGCUCGGUCCUGCGACGCCCCUCGGAGCGGCGAGGCAUCCCCUUCACAACCUGGCGCGGGUUGCCCGCAGCCGUACAGCAUGCCUUUAACCGUGGUUUGUGUUUAUUAACGUGUAGCGCCAGCGUCCGCUGCUCUUCUGCCUUUCCACGGAGCGAAGCGCUCGAGCCGCGGCCGGGACUUCUCGGCCGCAGGCAGCCUAACCCCAACGCUACCCCCUCUAACUCCUGGAAACGGCCUCCUGGGGACGAGGUAGGGGCUGGGGGAGCCCCCGAGCCCCGGUUCGCCUCCCCUGGGGGUGCCGCUGAGGUUGGCGGGGCCCCCCCCGGGGCCGUCAGCGCCGCUCGGGGGCUCCGUGCCCCUCGGUCU
This is a messenger RNA of Cygnus olor (mute swan), 3271 nucleotides long. RefSeq names its product dynactin subunit 4 (gene DCTN4). The coding region runs from base 115 to 1497 and encodes 460 amino acids. The record is from RefSeq and is a predicted model, not a curated record. The transcript is spliced from 13 exons. NCBI's taxonomy places the organism in Eukaryota, Metazoa, Chordata, Aves, Anseriformes, Anatidae. Gene Ontology annotation, cellular component: dynactin complex.